UGGCCGGGCCGGGCCAUGGCGGCGGCCGCGCUGAGCCUCGGCCGGGCCGCUCCGCCGCGGCCGCUCGUGGUGAUCCUCGGCGCUACCGGCACCGGCAAGUCGGCGCUGGCGCUGCAGCUGGGGCUGCGGCUCGGAGGGGAGAUCGUCAGCGCCGACUCCAUGCAGGUGUACAAGGGCUUGGACAUCAUCACAAACAAGGUUUCCCCGCAGGAGCAGCGUCUGUGCAGGCACCACAUGAUCAGCUUUGUGGAUCCCCUUGUCUCCAACUACACAGUGGUGGAUUUCAGGGACAAAGCUGUGCCUCUCAUUGAAGAUAUCUUUGCCCGAGACAAGAUCCCGAUUGUUGUGGGAGGAACCAACUACUACAUCGAGUCCCUGCUCUGGAAGGUCCUCAUCAACACCAAGGAGAGGCCCAGCACAGCCCCGGGGCCAGUCAGGGACAGGAAGGUGGAGCUGGAGCAGCUGGAUGGGGGUGAGCUCUAUCGCCGCCUGAGCAGCGUGGACCCCGAGAUGGCAGCCAAGCUGCACCCCCACGACAAGCGCAAAGUAGCCAGGAGCCUCCAAGUGUUUGAAGAGACGGGGAUCCCCCAUAGUGAAAUCUUGCAGCAGCAGCAGGAGGAGGAAGGUGGGGGGCCCUUAGGUGGGCCCCUGAAAUACCCACAUUCCUGCAUCUUGUGGCUCCAUGCAGACCAGGCAGUGCUGGACCAGCGGCUGGAGAAGCGGGUGGAUGACAUGCUGGCUGCGGGGCUGCUGCAGGAGCUGCGUGACUUCCACCGCCGCUACAACCAACACAAGGUGGCUGAGAACCGGCAGGAUUACCAGCACGGCAUCUUCCAGUCCAUUGGCUUCAAGGAGUUCCAUGAAUACCUCAUCAGUGAAGGGAACUGCUCACCAGAGACCAGUGCCCUGCUGCUGCAAAAAGGGAUCCAGGCCCUGAAGCAGGUGACCAAGAGAUACGCCCGGAGGCAGAACAAAUGGGUCCGAAACCGCUUCCUGAAACGUCCUGGGCCCAACGUGCCCCCAGUGUAUGCCUUGGAGGUGUCUGAUGUCUUGCAGUGGGAAGAGAAUGUGCUAAAACCUGCUUUGGAGAUUGUGGAGAGCUUCAUCCAGGGUCGGGAGCCCCCAGCAGAGCCUGUGAAGAUGGAGCAUGAUGUAAAUGAGAACAAGAGGAGUCGCCGCCUGUGUGAGCUCUGUGACAGACUCAUCAUUGGGGACAGGGAAUGGGCAGCUCACACACGAUCCAAAUCCCACCUGCACCAUCUGAAGAGAAGAAGGAAGCUGGAGGCCGCCGGCCGUGCUGCAGAGGCUAUGGGGGACAGUGCGGGUGCAGUGACCUCAGAUGAGGACAGCAGUCAGCCUUCACCAUAGGGCUCCAGCCUGCCUCUGAAGGGGAGGAGGUCCUGGCUGGCCUUGGACUGAGCGAGUUUUGUGGGGCUGAGGCAGGUGUGUAAGUGAUGGCCAAAGGCUGCAUCAGAUCCUCUUCAUGUGGUGUCAUCCUGCCGUGUUCCCAAGCUUCCUCAGCCCUGUCUGAAAAGGGCUGGCCCCUGGAGCAAGGCUGCUGGGAGCAUCCUCCCCCUGCCAAGUGUUAAUUCCUGCCAGAGAUGCAGCAUUAUCCUUGGAAUGGGAGAGCUGACAUGUGAAUGUGUCCUGCUUGGAGACAGGAAUACCCUGCCCUCCUCCAGCUUGGCCAGGGGCGCAGCUCCAGAGCUGAGCAAGCUCUUGUUGCCUUUAUUGUGGAGGGGAAUAUUUUCUUCUUUUAAAUGGAAAUAAAGCUGCAGGAUGAUCGUGGGUUCCUUUCCCUAUAGCCAA
Melopsittacus undulatus (budgerigar) is the source of this 1809-nucleotide messenger RNA. RefSeq names its product tRNA isopentenyltransferase 1 (gene TRIT1). The coding region runs from base 16 to 1368 and encodes 450 amino acids. The transcript is spliced from 11 exons. NCBI's taxonomy places the organism in Eukaryota, Metazoa, Chordata, Aves, Psittaciformes, Psittaculidae. Gene Ontology annotation, biological process: tRNA modification. Gene Ontology annotation, molecular function: ATP binding; tRNA dimethylallyltransferase activity. Gene Ontology annotation, cellular component: mitochondrion. The record is from RefSeq and is a predicted model, not a curated record.